GUUUUCUCUCAUGGGACGUCGGUGAUUGUCACGUCGAUUUGGAAGAGGAAUUGAAUACGAUCACGCAACACGCACCCGAAGGAGAGGAAGCUCGUCACGGCGAACGACUCAUUCAGUAUGCUAGUGAGAAUCUAGUCACUGAAGUGCUUAUACACCCUCAGUACAAUACACUCAUACAAUGUAUGCGUAAUCUACUGAGUAGUUUUACACGACAUCGUCACAUUAUACACGCUGGCUAUACGUUCUCUGGCAAUGGUUCCUGGAUCUUACAGGAUGGAACCUUCUCCGUCUCCGACUUCUCGGAGGCGUUUCAGGAACACGAUGUACAGCGUGUCAUACGGGCCUACGCCGACACAAUUACAAUGAAUAUACACUGCGCCGAUGCCGGUCACUGGUACAGCUUGCCACACAAAAGUUUUGCACGCCUCUGCAAAAUACGUAUCAAUCCCGUUGAUGUAUUGGACACCAGCAGUGAGGGCAUAAAUUCCUUUAUUGACUAUCUAGCACCAAUGCUCGUGCCUACAUCGCUGCGCGAGCUGCUUGAGACCUCGGAUGUUGUGGGUAAUAUACGCUUCACACAUCCAACACUGUAUGUCUUCCCCGGUGGACAGGGCGAUGCUGCUCUCUUCGGCAUCAAUGGUUUUAAUAUGUUGGUCGAUGGCGGGUUUAAUCGCAAAUCUUGCUUCUGGGACUUCGUACGACACCUAGACCGCUUGGAUGCCGUCCUCAUGACACGCCUUAACAAUAGCAACAUGCAGGGUAUCAGUUCUGUAGUGUCACGAAAGCGUGAUGCUCACGUUUAUCCACAAAUCGGACACUUCUUCGGAAAUGUGCCCGAUCGUAAGGGUGGUUUGCCCAGUCCCGAUGGCGAUAAAGAUCGUGAUCCCUUGCUUGUUGAUCUUUUCGAACAUGGCCACAAUUUGGUAAGCGAUCUAAAAUCCCUGGACUUGAAACCACAAAACUGUUAUCGCAACCAAGAGCCAAUCAAUCUGUAUCACAAAGUUGGACACGGCACACUGGAUAUGUAUGUGAUUAGUCCUGCGCGUGACUCUAAAGAAGUGAAAGAGUUCUUAUCGAAGUGGCAUUCUGGCGAUCAGCGUCUCUUUGCCGCGCGCGAUACACGCGAAUUCAAUUUCCCGUUACAAAACUUGGUUUCGAUCUGCGCACUACUGGUAUGGCAACCAGCCAAUCCAGACGAUACCAUUACACGUAUACUCUUCCCCGGAAGCACACCUGACUUUAAAAUACAAGAGGGCUUGGAAAAACUUAAACAUCUGGAAUUCAUGAAGCACUCUACCUGCACUGCCAAAUCGAUUGCACCAGCUAUACAAACAGUGGUGACUACACGCAAAACAUUUAAAUCCGCCAUCGGUGCGCCUAUUGAGCCACUGAGCAUAUCGUCCAAACCUAAAUUUGCACCAGUUGCUGCCGCCGCUAUUGCUGUACAGCAAGACAACAAAACUAAAGAGGCCGCAGCUGCAGCCGCCGCCGCUGCACAGGUCAUCGAAGAGACUAAAGUUGAGAAAGUAGAGACCGAGAAAAUUGUAUUGCCCAAGAAAGAAGACUCAGUGGACACUGAUGAGCCUGCCGCCGAGACUGGCGAUGAGGCAGUGCCAGAACCAGAACCAGUUGUGCAGGUAGAGAGCAAGGAGGACAAACCAGAUGGCGAAACGGCAGAUGAGGAUAAUAAAGAGAAAGAGGCCGAAACUGAGAAGAAGAUUGAGGUGGUAAUCGUUAAGCCGCAGCCACAAGCUUCACCACAGAAGGAAGAAACGCCUACACCCGAAGUAAUUAAACCAAGCAGGGUUACCAAAAGCAAGGGAGACAAACCACGCGCUGAAGUCAAACCUGUGGUGCGUUCACGCAUUGAUACCAAACCACCCAAAUCAAUGGAGCGGAAGGGUGUUAGGAAGGACUUGGCUGCUGAGAAGAAGGGCUCACCAACUGCUACGCCACGUAAAGAGCCUGUAGCACCCAAACCGACAGCACCACGUGAUGUAAAACCACGCGUUAUUACACGUGCCACCAAAUCCAGCCCCAGCAGCACGCCAGCCAAGAGCGCAAAAGACGCUAAUAAUCGCAAGGUGCUCGAAUCGAAGCAGCAAGCGACACGACAAGUUACCAGCACUUCCACUACUACGACCACACGUCGUGAAAUGACGCGCACUACUGCAGCGGAGCGCAAAGAAUCACGCACACAACAACAGCAAACUCAACAGCGCAAACCGAUUUCACGGCGUCCACGCGGCGCUUCGCCAACGAAACGUGCACCCGGCAGUCCAAUCAAGUCAGCUAAACCCAAAGCGGAUUUAAAGAAAUCACGCCUGGAUAAGGGUGGCACCACAGAUUCCAGUCUGGUGUCUACACCAUCGGCAGAUGAGGCAGUUGCUGCUAAAAAACUACAAGAUCUGACCGCGUCACAAGAGUUGGAUGCUGAAAAGCAACGUGAACUCGACGACCUUAAAGAAGAACAAGAGGUUGUACGGGAGAUAGAAGCAGUAUUUAGCCGUGAUGAAAUGAAACGACAAAAGCAAUUAGCAGCUGAAAUGCGUGAAAUGUCUAAACAGGAUAGCACUACUGAGGCAGAAGAAGAGGAGGAGUAUUUGAUAAUUGAAAAGGAAGAGAUCGAUCAGUAUACCGAGGAUUCAAUUGUGGAGCAAGAAAGCAGCAUGACGAAAGAAGAGGAAAUUCAAAAACAUCAACGCGAUUCACAAGAGUCGGAAAAGAAACGAAAAAAGAGCGCCGAAGAAGAAAUUGAAGCCGCUAUUGCUAAAGCAGAAGCCGAAGAACGUAAAGCUCGGCUUGAGGAUGCAGCUGCCGACGAAGCACCUGAAACGGUGGAAGCUGCAAUAGAGGCAGGUGAGGAACAAGUUGAAGAACCCGCACCUAAAAUAACUACGCCAGAGAAGUCGGAAAUUAAAGCCGAGGUUCAAGAAAUAAUUACGACAGCCAAGGAUAUAGUCACAACGCGUACUGAAGAGCAAAUAACUAAGGCCGAAGAAGAACUGUCCUCACCCACGCCUGAGGACAAAAUAAGCAGUACCAAGAAAACUUCCGACACCAAAGAUGAGCUUAUCGAACAACCUGAAAUUAUGCCUGCCAAUUUACAAGAAAGUCUACCAGAAGAGAAGUUCUCGGCUACAAUCGAGUCUGGCGCUACUACAGCGCCAACGCUGCCCGAGGACGAACGCAUACCUCUCGAUGAAAUCAAGGAAGAUUUGAUAAUUGAAGAGAAAUACGUUAAAGAAGAAACCAAAGAAACUGACCAGGCAGCUGGAUAUGAAGUAGCAGAUGUUAAACCAACUGAACCUGCCGUAACUGCCGCUGGCAUUGUCAUUGAGAAGAUAGCCGAGCCCGUGAUUGCCGGUUUAGCUACCGCAGAACGUGUACUGCCAAUGAAGAUGACUUUCGAGGCACAACAAAAUCUACUGCGCGAUGUAGUUAAAACUCCAGAUGAAGUAGCUGAUCUGCCUGUGCAUGAAGAAGCCGACUUGGGCGUCUACGAAAAGGAUACACAAGAAAGCGGUAAAGUCAUUUCGCAUAAAGAAGAAAUUACAAAGGAAGAAAAGGAAACUGAAGAAAAAGAUAUUUGCGAAGGAAAAGAAGCUGAAGUUGAAGAGGAAGCAGAGACAGCAGAUGAGUUAGAAGAUAAGGCUGAUGAUGAGAAGGUCAAAGAGAAGACUGUUUCCCCAGUUGCAGAAAAACCAGUGCCAGCAACAAAUGAAAAAGCUGUGUCUCCAGCUGCAAAGAUGCCAUCAUCACCUAUAGAGAAGGCAAUAUCUCCUCUCGAAAUAGCACCAACUCUCAUCGAGAAAACCGCUUCUCCUGAUAAGAAGCCAAGUUAUCCUUUGGAUAAAUCUCCUACCGAAAAAGAAGAAAUAUUAUCCGAAAAAGUAUCCUCACCCGCUGAGAAGCAAGAAUCCCCUGUCAAGCAGCAACCUUCAACUGCUUUAAGGCCAACAUCUCCCAUUGAAAAAGAGAAGAAAGCAAAAGAGGAGAUUUCAACCGAAAAACUUCCUACUCCAACCGAAAAAUCGGUUUCUCCAACAGAAAAAGAGGCUCCGCAGGAUGAAAAAGUACCUUCCCCUGCUGAGAAGCCUGCAUCUCCUGUUGAUAAAGCAGCGAUGAAAGCUGAUGAUAUUUUGACCAAGGAGGCUCCUUCAGAACAGGAGGCCCCAGCAGUUGAGAAAGUUCCUUCGCCUGCAGAUAUUCCAACUGAAAAGGAGAAAGCGCCAUCAGCUGCGGAGAACCUUGCAUCACCUGCUGAAAAGCCUACAUCACCUAUUGAGAAGGAACCGAUUAAAACAGAUGAUAUUAUAACUGAGAAGACACCUUCACCAGCUGAAAAAUCUGCCUCUCCAAUUGAAACUGCAGAAGUGGAGAAAGUACCGUCACCUAUUGCAGCUUCUCCAACAAAAAAGGAGGCUUCACAAGUUUCGAAAGUAUCUUCUGCCUCCGAGAAGCCUGCAUCUCCUACUUCUCCAACAGAAAAGGAGGCUCCACAAGUUUCAAAAGUAUCUUCCCCUGAUGAGAAACCUACAUCUCCUGUUGAGAAGGAAGCAUUAAAAGCAGAGGACAUUUUAACUGAAAAGGUUCGAUCACCAUCAGAAAAAUCUGAGAAAAUGACAUCACCUGCCGAGAAGCCUGCAUCUCCUGAAGAAAAGGAGAUCCUAAAUGCUGAGAUUUUAACGGAGAAGGUAGAAAAAUUCAUCUCUCCAAUAAAAAUGGAAGUAGAGAAAGCACCUUCUUCAGCUGACAAACCUGCAUCUUCUGCUGAAAAGAAAGAAUUACCUGCAAAGAAAGAGGAUAUUUUAGCCUCAGAAGAUCUUCCAGUUGCAGCGGAGAUCACAACUGCUGAGAAAGUCUCCACAUUGAAAAAAGCAGAAGGAGCUUUAACCGAUAAGAUGAUCGAGAAACCAAAAUCACCUAUAGAAUUCGAAGUACAAACGAAAGAUAUUUUGGCCGCUGAUGCAGAAAAACCAGCAACGUCAUUGGAAAAAGAAAUAGCUGAAUCUCUUAAAGCGACCUCACCUAUAAGUAUAUUCGCUGAGAAAUCAGUUUCUGAUGAAAAGCCCUCGUCUCCUAAAGAUAAAGUAUCAUCCCCUGUUGACAAAGCAACAACAGAAGAAUCUAAGAAAUCCACAAGUACACCUGAAGAAAAGGAUGGUAGUGAAAUUACAUCGGAGGACGAGCUUCCUGCACUAGUACUUGCAGAUAUUGAUACAACUAAGCCAAAAGAUAAGGACGACACAGUUUCAAUAGGAAGUCCAGCCACCAUCGAAGAAGCUAUCGAAGUUGAAAUGCAGAAGUCCUUACAAGCCAGUAGAAAAACAUCUCAGGAAAUAAAAGAAAGUGAUUUCAAGGUAGGAUCUCGUAAAACAUCCAUAAUGUUAGAUGAAAAGGAAGAGAAGGAAGAAAAAGUCGAACUUUCUCCAAAAGAAAAGUCUGCUGCCGAGGGUAUCAAAGACGAGAUAUCACCUCCCGUCUCCAAAGAAGCCUCACUGCUAGUGUCAACUGUCGAUAGUAUUAAAGAUGACAAGUCUCCCUCUGCCUCUAAAGAAGAAUCUCGCCCACCUUCUGUUGCAGAAAGUAUUUACAGUGAAGCUGAAAAAUUCGAAGCAGAAACUGUUUCUUCUCCGGUUGAUAAGGCACCAAGAAAAAUUGAUACUACUGCACUUACUUUGGACUUAGACGUUUCAAAGCGUGAUACAAAACUGCCAACAUCUUCAAGUCCUGUUGAUGUGGCGGAAGGCGAGUGCUCGGAAGUUAAGGGCGCAUUUGAAACUCAGAAAGUACCUGCUGAAAGCACUACUGUUAGUGGUGCGGAGACCGUUUCCAGUCCUAUAGAUGAGGCAAAAGAUCUAGUCACGGAGGCUGCUAUUGCUUCGCGUCCAGAGAGUCCAGAAGAUGAAAAAUCACCAGUAAUUUCAAAAGAACCAUCCCGAAGAACAUCAGAAAGUGAAGACAAAUCACCAAUCGCUUUCAAAGUAGAUACUGCUGCGGGAGGCCACAUAGACCAAAAGUCACAUGAAGUUCCGACAGAAACUACGCAACCCACUUCCAUAGCCGAAAGUGUCAAAGAAGAAAAAUCGCCUCUUGAUUCAAAAGAAGUAUCACAGCCAGAAUCAACUAAAGAAAGCAUAAAAGAUGAAAAAUCCCCAACCACAUCUAAAGAAGUAUCUCGUACCGGGUCUGUUGCAGAGAUCACACAGGAAGACAAGGAUCAAGUUAUUGAAUCAGAAACCGUUUCAUCACCAGUGGAUAAGGCCUCCACGAACUUAGAUCUAACUGAAUUGGCACUUGAUUUAGAUAAAGUAAAAUCUAGCACUAACCUUCCAACAUCUUCAAGUCCUGUAGAUGUUGCCUAUGGUGACUUCCCAGAAGUAAAGGAAGCAACUAUAGAACAUAAAAAGGCUCCCGCAGAAGAAACCACUGUAGCAAGUGCGGAAACAAUAUCCACUCCAGUUGAUGAAGCAAAGGAGUUAAUUGUCAUCUCUGCAGACGAGGUAGAACGCCCCGAAAGUCCUGAAGGUGCUUCUCCCAAAAUUUCGAAGGAAAGCUCUAGACGACCCUCUGUAGGAGACAAAGUUGAAAAGUCGCCAGUAGCUUCGAAGCCGCCAUCAGCCACAGAGAGUAUGAGGGAUGAAAAAUCAGCUCCGGCUUCUGCAGAGGCCUCGCGACCAGAAUCCGUUGCUGAAAGUAUAAAGGAAGAAAAGUCUCCACUCGCAUCAAAGCCUGCUUCGGCAGUAGAGAGUGUGAAGGAUGAAAAAUCCGCUGCUCCUUCUGAAGAGGCCUCACGACGAGAGUCCAUGGCAGAAAGUAUUAAAGAUGAAAAUACACCAUCCGCAUCAAAGCCUGCUUCGUUAAUAGAGAGGGUAAAAGAUGAAAAGUCCCCUGCUCCUUCCGCAGAGCCCUCACGACCAGAAUCCGUUGCUGAAAGUAUAAAGGAAGAAAAGUCUUCACUCGCAUCAAAACCUGCAUCGGCAGGAGAAAGUGUAAAGGAUGUAAAAUCCGCUGAUCCUUCUGCAGAGCCCUCACGUCGAGAGUCCAUGGCAGAAAGUAUUAAAGAUGAAAAGUCACCACUCGCUUCAAAGCCUACUUCAGCAGUAGAGAGUGUGAAAGAUGAAAAAUCUGCUGCUCCAUCUGCAGAACCCUCACGCCCAGAGUCUGUGGCUGCAAGUAUUAAAGAUGAUAAAUCACCACUCGCUUCAAAGCCUGCAUCAGCUGCCGAGAGUAUAAGAGAUGAAAAAUCGCAUGUUGCUUCCAAAGAAAUUUCUCGAUCAGAAUCACCAACAGCUUCCAUAGAUAUUGUUCGUGUGGAAGCCAAGGAUGAAAUUGAUACUGCUUCAUCUCCUGUGGAUCGAGCGCCAAUAAAAAUGGAAGAUCUGCAGUUGGCAUUAAACUUGGAAAGUGCGAAGUUAGAUGCCAAACUACCAACGAAGUCAAGCCCUGUAGAUGUAGCAGACGGACAUUUCCCCGAUGCCGCAAUUGAACCCAGCAAAAUAGCUGAUCUAAGAAGUGCACCAGCAGAAAGUGCUGUCCUAAGUGUUACAGACACAGUUUCAAGUCCCGUAGACGAAGCUAAAGAUUUAAUUGAUAUCAGUAAUGUUAGACAGGCAGUUACAACAGUCUUUGAUGAUACACUCGAUGUCCUCGGAAAAGAGUUAAAGGAUGCAGCUGAAAAACUUGAAGACGACGCUAAAAUUGAAAAAACUGACUCCGAAGCAAGCGCUAUUGUCACCGAUACAAAACAGGCAACUGAAAAAUUAGUAAGAGCAACCGCAGAGGAAGCUAUUAAGAAGAUUGAUAAAAUAACCGAAGAAGUUGAAAGCAAGUUAAAGGUGGCAGUUGAAGAAACAAUUGAGAUCACUGAAGAAGUUACUAAAGUCGCAGACGAAUAUACUAAAAUAACUGAAGUCCGAAAAGAGGCAAUGGCUGAUGAAGUUAAGACGGUAGCAGAGGAAUUUGUUGAAAAAAUUGAAGCUAUAAGCGAGGUUGUUGAAGAUAAAGCAGUGACUACAAUCGAAGAAAUUAGCAAGGCUACAAAAAUCGCUAAAGAGACAGUUAAAGAUGAAGCUAAAUUAGUGGAAGAAAAGACUGAGGCUGUAAUUAAGAAAACUUCAAAGGCUAUCAGCGAUGUAAUAGAAGAUGUAACAACAUCAGUUACAGAAGAUACAGUUAAGAAAGUUGAAGAUAUUGCACAUAUAGUUGAAGAUAAAGGAAAGGUUAUAUUCGCUGAAGCUGCUAAAACUGCUGGCGAAAUAACCGAAAAGGUAACAGCUAAAGCAGAAAGUGGUUUUGAAGACACCACCAAAGCAGUCGGAGAACUCAAGGAUACAGUUGAAGAUAAAACAGAAGCAGUAUUAGAUGAAUACGUAAAGAAAGUUGAAGAAGUUGCUGAAAAAUCUGAUGAUGAUAAGAUCAAGUUUGUAACCGAGACUUUAGAUAAGGAACUUGUAGCAGAAAAGGUGGAAGUAACGGCACAAGAAGCCGUUAAAAAAUUAGAUGAAACAACAAAGUCGAUUGGCGAAGCUCUCCUUAAAACAGGAAAAAAACUUGAAGAUUUCACUAGCCUUACAGCAGAGAAACAUAAAACUGUAGUCGAAGAUAUAACACAGAAGUUUGGUGAAAUGUCUCAAGUUGUCGAAGACAAGACGAAACCCGUAACAGAAGAAGUCACCAAAAAAGUCGAAGAGGUAGAAACAGCGGCUGAGGAGAAAACGAAAGCUAUCGCUUCAGAGGCUGGAGAGACAGCUGAAGAAAUAUCCAAGCAGGCGACUGAUGCUCAAUACUUCGCUGUUGAUAAGGCAAAACUAGCUCCCGAAGAAAUCUCAGAAAAGGUAACUCCAGUAACCGAAAUAAUCGAAGAUGCGCAAAAGACAACAGAAGAAACUGUGCAAGCUGCUUCUCAGGUUUUAGCAGACAAAAUUUUUGUUGUAUCAGAGGUAGCCGAUGACAGAAUUAAAGUUGUUAUAGACGGUGUAGAUAAACUGAUUGACGACUCAAAGUCUACUACAGUCGAGGUUACCACAGCGGUUACUACCACGGUUGAUAAUAUUAAAACCGAUAUUUCCACAGGCAUAACUGGAUUCAUUAAAGAUGUCAAGACCAGCAUAUUCGACACUGUAGAGAAAAAACAUGAGGAGGUAAAGGAAAUUUCGAAAGAAUUAGCAAAAACUGAACAAAUCGAACUGGAGUCUUUGCCAGUUACUACUAAACUACCCCUUGAGCUGACCACAUACUCCACCGAAUUAAGAGAAACACAUAUUACAACGGUAGAAUCGCCAGAAUUCAAAGUGAUGAUGACCGAACGCGAUGAAACCAUACUUCACGACAUAAAGGAAGAGGAGGAAGAGCACAGAAUAUCGCCACCCACCACAAAACCGGCAAUAUGCAGUGAACAGCCCUUACGUCCAGUUUCACCCCGUGAGGAAGAGGUCGCCAAAAUAGUAGCCGAUGUUGCCAAGGUUUUGAAAUCUGAAAAAGAUAUAACUGAAAUCAUUCCCGAUUUCGAUGAAGAAAAGUUGGUACAGCGUUUGAAAACGCCAGAAGAAGCAGAGCCAGAAACCACAACAGUACAAAGAAUGUUGGUAACUGCCAGUAGUGAAGAUGGUGGAGAAGAAAUAGACAUUUGUCCAAAAGGCAGUAUUGUUUUUAUGCCGACCAUGGCUCCCGAAACUAUACCAGAAAGAGUUUCUACAAUUAAACCACUAGACAUAGACUACCAGCACUACACUGAAGACUCUGCCGCGGAUGAAUCAGAAAAGUCUUCCCCUGAACUGCGGUCGGGUCCAAUAUCAAUUGAAGAAAAAGACAAAAUUGAAGAGUCCGAAAAAGAGCUGCGUAAGGAAGCAGCAACUAAGGCUAAAAAAGACGAACAAAUUGAGGAAAUUGCCGAAUCUCGUCUAGAGUCAGUUUUAUCGACUGCAGAAAGCCAGAAAGGCGAUAAGUCACCAGUAACUUCCAAAGAACCGUCACGAUCAGAAUCUGUUUGUAGCACUAAGGACGAGAAGAUUGAAGAAACUGGUGAAUCUCGUCGUGAAUCAGUUUUAUCGACGGCUGAAAGCAAGAAGGAAGAAACGAUUGAAACACGUCGAGAGUCAGUUUUGUCGACUACUAAAAGUACCAAGGAAGAAAGUGUUGAAUCUCGACGUGAGUCAAUUUUGUCGACUGCAGAAAGCAAGAAAGACGAUAAGUCACCUGCAGCUUCUAAGGAACCGUCACGACCAGAAUCCGUUUGUAGCACUAAAGACGAGAAGAUUGAAGAAACUUUUGAGUCCCGUCGUGAGUCAGCUCUGUCGGCUGCUGAAAUCAAGAAAGAUGACAAGCACCACACUAAAGCCAAAGAUGAAGAAACUGCCGAAUCUCGUCGUGAGUCAGUUUUGUCGUCUGCCGAAAGUAAGAUGGAAGAAGCGAUAGAAUCCCGUCGUGAGUCAGUUUUAUCGACUGCAGAAAGCAAGAAAGACGAUAAGUCACCUGCAGCUUCUAAGGAACCGUCCCGACCAGAAUCUGUUUGUAGCACUAAGGACGAGAAGAUUGAAGAAACUGUUGAAUCCCGUCCAGAAAGUAAGAAAGACGAUAAGUCACCAGUAACUUCCAAGGAACCGUCCCGACCAGAAUCUGUUUCUAGCACUAAAGAAGAAAAGAUUGAAGAAACUGCCGAAUCUCGUCGUGAGUCAGUUUUGUCGUCUGCCGAAAGUAAGAAGGAAGAAGCGAUAGAAUCCCGUCGAGAGUCAGUUUUGUCGACUGCAGAGAGCAAGAAAGACGAUAAGUCACCUGCAGCUUCCAAUGAACCGUCACGACCAGAAUCUGUUUGUAGCAUAAGGACGAGAAGAUUAAAGAAACCGCUGAGUCCCGUCGCAUCACGACCAGAAUCUGUCAGCAGUAAAGACGAGAAAAUUGGAGAAUCUGCUGAAUCCCGUCGUGAAUCAGUUUUGUCAUCUGCCGAAAGUAAGAAGGAAGAAGCCAUAGAAUCCCGUCGUGAGUCAGUUUUGUCGACUGCAGAAAGCAAGAAAGGCGAUAAGUCACCUGCAGCUUCUAAGGAACCGUCACGACCAGAAUCCGUUUGUAGCACUAAGGACGAAAAGAUUGAAGAAACUGUUGAAUCCCGUCGUGAGUCAGUUUUGUCGACUGCAGAAAGCAAGAAAGAUGAUUCGUCACCUGUUGUAUCCAAGGAACCAUCACCACCAGAAUCUGUUCUCAGCACUAAGGAUGAGAAAAUUGAAAAAACUGCUGAAUCUCGCCGUGAAUCAGUUUUGUCGACAGCAGAAAGUAAGAAAGACGAUAAGUCCCCAAUAACUUCCAAGGAACCGUCGCGACCAGAAUCUGUUUGUAGCACUAAGGACGAGAAGAUUGAAGAAACUGUUGAAUCCCGUCGUGAGUCAGUUUUGUCGACUGCAGAAAGCAAGAAGGAAGAAGCGAUAGAAUCCCGUCGUGAGUCAGUUUUGUCAUCUGCCGAAAGUAAGAAGGAAGAAGCGAUAGAAUCCCAUCGUGAGUCAGUUUUGUCGACUGCAGAAAGCAAGAAAGUCAACAACUGCACUUCUAAGGAACCGUCACGACCAGAAUCCGUUUGUAGCACUAAGGACAAAAUUGAAGAAACUGUUGAAUCCCGUCGUGAGUCAGUUUUGUCGACUGCAGAAAGCAAGAAAGGCGAUAAGUCACCUGCAGCUUCUAAGGAACCGUCACGACCAGAAUCCGUUUGUAGCACUAAGGACGAAAAGAUUGAAGAAACUGUUGAAUCCCGUCGUGAGUCAGUUGUGUCGACUGCAGAAAGCAAGAAAGAUGAUUCGUCACCUGUUGUAUCCAAGGAACCAUCACCACCAGAAUCUGUUCUCAGCACUAAGGAUGAGAAAAUUGAAAAAACUGCUGAAUCUCGCCGUGAAUCAGUUUUGUCGACAGCAGAAAGUAAGAAAGACGAUAAGUCCCCAAUAACUUCCAAGGAACCGUCGCGACCAGAAUCUGUUUCUGGCACUAAAGACGAGAAGAUUGAAGAAACUGCUGAAUCCCGUCGUGAAUCAGUUCUGUCGGCUGCAGAAAGCAAGAAAGACGAUAAGUCACCAAUAACUUCCAAAGAACCAUCACGACCAGAAUCUGUCGUCAGCAGUAAAGAAGAGCAUAUUGAAGAAACUGCCGAAUCUCGUCGUGAGUCAGUUUUGUCGACUGCAGAAAGCAAGAAAGACGAUAAGUCACCUGCAGCUUCUAAGGAACCGUCACGAGCAGAAUCUGUCGCCAGCACUGAAGACGAGAAGAUUGAAGAAACUUUUGAGUCCCGUCGUGAGUCAGUUUUGUCGACUGCAGAAAGCAAGAAAGAUGAUUCGUCACCUGUUGUAUCCAAGGAACCAUCACCACCAGAAUCUGUUCUCAGCACUAAGGAUGAGAAAAUUGAAAAAACUGCUGAAUCUCGCCGUGAAUCAGUUUUGUCGACAGCAGAAAGUAAGAAAGACGAUAAGUCACCAGUAACUUCCAAGGAACCGUCGCGACCAGAAUCUGUUUCUGGCACUAAAGAAGAGCAUAUUGAAGAAACUGUUGAACUCCGUCGUGAGUCAGUUUUGUCGAUUGCAGAAAGCAAGAAAGAUGAUUCGUCACCUGCUGUUUCCAAGGAACCAUCACGACCAGAAUCUGUCGUCAGCAGUAAAGACGAGAAAAUUGAAGAAACUGCCGAAUCUCGUCGUGAGUCAGUUUUGUCGACUGCAGAAAGCAAGAAAGACGAUAAGUCACCUGCAGCUUCUAAGGAACCGUCACGAGCAGAAUCUGUCGCCAGCACUGAAGACGAGAAGAUUGAAGAAACUUUUGAGUCCCGUCGUGAGUCAGUUUUGUCGACAGUAGAAAGUAAGAAGAAAGAAGCGGUUGAAUCCCGUCAUGAAUCAGUUUUGUCAUCUGCCGAAAGUAAGAAAGAAGAAACUGCUGAAUCUCCUUCAAAGGAACCGUCACGAGCAGAAUCUGUCGGCAGCACUGAAGCGAGAAGAUUGAAGAAAGAAGCGGUUGAAUCCCGUCAUGAAUCAGUUUUGUCAUCUGCCGAAAGUAAGAAAGAAGAAACUGCUGAAUCUCGUCGUGAGUCAGUUUGGUCGGCUGCAGAAAGCAAGAAAGAUGAUAAGUCACUUGCAGCUUCAAAGGAACCAUCACGAGCAGAAUCUGUCGUCAGCACUGAAGACGAGAAGAUUGAAGAGACUGGUGAAAGUCGCCGUGAGUCAGUUUUGUCGGCUGAAGAAAGCAAGAAAGAUGAUAAGUCGCUUGCAGCUUCAAAGGAACCGUCACGAGCAGAAUCUGUCGGCAGCACUGAAGGCGAGAAGAUUGAAGAAACUGCUGAAUCCCGUCGUGAAUCAGUUUUGUCAUCUGCCGAAAGUAAGAAGGAAGAAGCGAUAGAAUCCCGUCGUGAGUCAGUUUUAUCGACUGCAGAAAGCAAGAAAGACGAUAAGUCACCUGCAGCUUCUAAGGAACCGUCCCGACCUGAAUCUCUCGUUAGCACUGAAGACGAGAAGAUUGAAGAAACUGCUGAAUGUCGCCAUGAAUCAGUUUUGUCAACAGUAGAAAGUAAGAAGGAAGAAGCGGUUGAAUCCCGUCGUGAAUCAGUUUUGUCAUCUUCAAAAAUUAAGAAGGAAGAAACGGUUGAAUCCCGUCAUGAGUCAGUUUUGUCGGCUGCAGAAAGCAAGAAAGAUGACAAAUCGCCAGUAACUUCCAAGGAACCAUCACGACCAGAAUCUGUCGUCGGCAGUAAAGAUGAGAAAAUUGGAGAAGCUGCUGAAUCCCGUCGUGAAUCAGUUUUGUCAUCUGCCGAAUGCAAUAAGGAAGAAACUGCUGAGUCUCGUCGCGAAUCAGUUUUGUCGGCUGCAGAAAGCAAGAAAGACGAUAAGUCACCAAUAACUUCCAAAGAACCAUCACGACCAGAAUCUGUCGUCAGCAGUAAAGAAGAGCAUAUUGAAGAAACUGUUGAAUUCCGUCGUGAGUCAGUUUUGUCGGUUGCAGAAAGCAAGAAAGAUGAUUCGUCGCCUGUUGUUUCCAAGGAACCAUCACGACCAGAAUCUGUCGUCAGCAGUAAAGACGAGAAAAUUGGAGAAGCUGCUGAAUCCCGCCGUGAAUCAGUUUUGUCAUUUGCCGAAAGUAAGAAAGAAGAAGCGAUAGAAUCCCGUCGUGAGUCAGUUUUAUCGACUGCAGAAAGCAAGAAAGACGAUAAGUCACCUGCAGCUUCUAAGGAACCGUCCCGACCAGAAUCUGUUUCUAGCACUAAAGACGAGCAUAUUAAAGACACUGUUGUAUCCUGUCGUGAAUCAGUUUUGUCGACAGUAGAAAGUAAGAAGGAAGAAGCGGUUGAAUCCCGUCAUGAAUCAGUUUUGUCAUCUACAGAAAUUAAGAGGGAAGAAACUGUUGAAUCUCGUCGUGAGUCAGUUUUGUCGGCAGCAGAAAGCAAGAAAGAUGAUAAGUCACCUGUUACUUCCAAGGAACCUUUACGACCUGAAUCUGUUGCUAGCACCAAGGGCGAGAAGAUUGGAAAUACUGGGGAAAUUGGAGGUGCUUCAGAUUUGUCGUCAAUUGAAGUAAAAGAAGUGAAAGCUGCCAAAGAGGAAAAAGUUUUAGAAUCCGCAAAUAUUCAUAUAAUUACGAUGGGAGGAAGGACUUCAGCAGUAACAAGAUCAGUGGAUAGUGAAAUCUUUACUCAAAAGGAAGAACUAAAAAACGCUUUCCUAGCGGACUCUGAAUCUAGGUUCGCUCAAACAGCAUUAGAUGAAAAGGGUGCUGACUCGUUCACAACUUCUGAAUCCAUAUCCUCUUCAACGGAAAUAUCAACCCCUGUUAGUAAGUCAAUAGAUUCAUCCAUUCGAACACAUCUGCCUGAGGAGUCUCAUAGUGAAUACAUGAAUAGUGUUAAAGUGGAAGAUGGUUCCUCCAGAGAGUGCCUUUCCAGUUUUGUUGCAAGCAAAUAUGAUCGUAAAAUAAGCGAUGAUAAAAAGCUUGAGGAGUCCUUCGUGAAGACUAUGAAAACUGAAGUGCUCACCCAAGCGGAGGAGUCCAUGACACAUUCAGAGGAAUGUUCUUCAGAGUCGAUAAUUAGUGAAAUUCAAACCAGCGAUAUGACAACACAAAAGGUAGAUGCUCGCACUACGCUCAAAACUGCCACCCAAAGUGAAACUGUGGUCUUAGACAGUAAAGAAAUACUCAAAGACACCGUGGCUGAGUUCUUGGCUGUAGAGAAAAUUGUUUCAGCGAAGGAUAGCUUUGUAAGCGAUACAAAAACUACAAAAUCUUCAGGUGAAAGCUUAGAUAAGACUAUAAAAACAACAACAACACAAUCGACUACAGGAUCUCGAAGAACAUCUGAUUUAGUGGCAAGCAUGAAAGAUAGUUCGCGAAGAGAAUCCGAAUUCAGCCAAACAAGCGAAGGACGGCACACACACAGUGAUCACGAAGACGAAGAGGAAGAUGAGGGUCUAAUUAGCAUGAAGGAGGGACGUUCUAAAUCUAUAGCGACAAUUAUGAUGACCAGCAUUUAUAAACCCUCCGAGGACAUAGACACCUUUGAGAAACUAGAAGAAGAGGAAAGUGAAGAGCAUGCUGAGUAUAUUGAAUCAGCCAAAUCGACUGUCACCAAAACAACAACUACUGCGCACAAGCCAAGUGAACAAGUUAGUGGCGUGGGUUCCGAGAUCAAAUCGAAAAUAUCAACACAAUUGGAAACCAUAAUCUUAACGCAACCACUCGAGAGUGAUCCAAAGACACCACCCACUGCACCAGUGAGCCCUGGCAUAAGACACACCACAACUGGCGCAAGUACUGUAGUCACCACUACAACAACAUUAAGUGAAACUUGCGGCAGCAGUGCAGCUUCAGUUAGUGGACCACUCUCACCAAGGGAUAUUAGCGGUAAGUCGAGUCCCGGUGCACUCACGUCUGAAAGUCAAUCAUUACCAACACCUUUUGGUCGCGGUUCUCUUACAGAUGCGUCCGAAUCGUCGCCAAAGCCCACUUCGCCAUUCCCACGUGUAAGCAAAGAAGAGUUGAAAUCAGCCAGCUCCGCUGUCAGCGAGGCCGUUAGCUCUAGUACCUUUGCGACACAAGAGUACAGCGAGAGCGUGCUCCCAGAUUUACAUGAGCUACGCGGAAUUGAAAAGACAACUGCGCUUAGUGGUAGCACUGAAAAAAUAAUCACAACAACUAUUACAACCGUAACCAAAGUGAUAUCUAGCGAUGGCAAGGAAAUCGUUAUGGAAGAGAAGACAGUUACCACCACAGAUACCACAGAGCCAGAUGGCGAGAAGGUGACUGUAACCACCACACGCACUACCAGCGAAAGUGACAAGGGCGAUCAUAUAUUACCCAAGGAGGUGGCGUUGCUGCGCGGCGCAUACCGUUCUUCCACACCCGGCAGUGAUGACGAACGCAUGACUGGUGCUUACAUGAGUGAUGAAGAGCUACCCGCAUCGCCACGCAGCCUUGCCUCAUCACAUGGUGCAAGCUAUGAAUUACAACGAUCCAGCUCGGGCGUGAGUAAACGCUCCGACUUUGAUGUGGACGACAGCCAAGAUGAUAUACCGCCACAAUAUGGCAGCGAAGAACACUCUGCCGCCCGCGCUGUAUCCUCAACCAUCAGCUGUCUGCAAAAGAUCGCCGAUCCAAUGAGCACUUCAUUCUAUGGCGCAUUGCCCGAUAGUUUCGACACCAAACCAACCGCACCCAUACCUAUAUGCGGUACCACCACGCGUACCGUCACCACGCGCACAUAUGUAGCCGACUCACCUGCAAGUCAAUCCACGGAGAGCAUCGAAAGCACUAGCCAAACCUCAGCCAGCCGUCAAGUAAUCAGCGGCGGAACACGCGCCAGCGUUGACAGUGAUGAUCACAAAUUCCUCGAAGAAGCUGACAUGGAUUUCGAAAAGGCGCUCGAAGAGCAUGUUCAAGUACGUGGCGCAGAUGUUAUGUCUUCAGUUACCGCCAAAUAUUCUUAUUCGCCCUCCAAAGCGGAAGAGGUAGAGCAUAGUGUGGCCAGCGUUGAGAAACCAAAAUUCCCGUUAGUCGAUGUACAGAAAACACGCUUCACCGAAACCGGCACCACUGUAACUAGCAGCAGCACUCACACCAGCAGCACGGUCGAAAGCGCAACUGAAAGCAAAGAUGGCAAGACAACAACUACUACAACCACAACAACCACUAGUAGUGCUGAAGGCGCAGGCGCAACUGCUUUCGGCACAGCUGCAAGUGAGACCGCAACAACCACCAUCACAACGUCAUCAAGCGCUACCGGAGCACUGCCUAAAGACCCACUAAAGGAAUGGGGCAAACCAUUGGGUCUGCCAUCACCCGCACCGCUACCCAUUGAGGGUGAUGUGCGCACCACACCGAAAAAGGAGCGUCGUUUAGUGGCCACUAAGACACGUUUAAACAACGAAAAGAAUCUGCGCAAACGUUCAGAGUCACCCAAUAAGGCCAAGAAGCCGGCGCCCGUUUAUGUGGAUCUCACCUACGUACCACACAAUGGCAAUUCCUACUACUCGCACGUCGAAUUCUUCAAGCGUGUACGCGCGCGUUACUAUGUCUUCUCCGGCACCGAACCCAGCCGUCAAGUGUACGAUGCGCUGUUGGAGGCUAAACAAACAUGGGAGGACAAGGACUUGGAGGUCACCAUAAUACCCACAUACGAUACGGAUGUACUAGGCUAUUGGGUUGCUGAGAAUGAGGAGCUUUUGGCCAAAUAUCGUAUCGAUUUAUCGCCUUCAGCAUCGCGUUGCACAAUCAACUUGCAGGAUCACGAAACAUCAUGCGCCGCCUAUCGCUUGGAGUUCUAGGCCACGGGGAUGUUUAUCUCAUUCGCCGAUGCCGAAAAUCUGAUACAACUCUAUAACUGAAAGCUUAACUCUACUAAAUACUUUAAGUACUAAAACAUAAGAACUAAAUACAAAAAUAAAAAUAAAAAAUCAAACAAACUAAAAUGGCAAUGAAGCUUUUGACCGAACAUCAAUCGUGAAGCUUUUUAUGAAAAAAAGGUAAAGCUUGUAACAAACGAACAAGCAAAUAAUAGCAACACAUGAAAGCUUUAAUGGCUGAAAUUCGCAUGUAGGCGCGGUAAGUGUGCGCAUUUAAACAGCCGCUGCAAAGUGCAACAGCCAGUGAGAGCUUUCACGCUUCAAAGGUCCACAACUCAGCGUCGCAACACAAGAGCAUAUACAAAAGGUUGACAUACCUGUUGAAGAAACCAAAACACAAAUGCAUACAUAAUAUAAAACGGAAAAUCUAUAACUGCGAAAAUGGAAUGAGUGAAGGUUUUACAGAGCUUUGCGCUUAUAUAAAUAAGUACGCAGCUUUUGCUUACUUUUUAUGAAACGAGAGUUAUUAGCAUAGCAGACAUAAGCAUAAUUAUGGCGGAGUUUUUGGUGUACUACACGAGAUUUUGCAAUUGGAAAAAAUUUAGUGUAGCGCCAUUUUGUUUAUUGAUGCCGCUUUUUAUGCGAAGUCUCGGAAGGCAAUAAAACAUAAAAAGAAACUGUCAACGUAAAACAGUGCAAAUGAAUUGUAAUUUUAUGGAAAAUGGUAAUUACAGUAAUUAAAUGCAUAUUUGUUGAAGAUAUUUAAUUACAUAAAAGAGAAAUAUAUGCACGUACACAUUGCCCGAUUCAUAUAAAGAUGUAAAUGACUCUAUAAGAAAACCAAAAUCUUAAAAAAAUACAAGAAACGAGCGGUAAAAGAGAAGAAAUAAUAAAACACUAAAAACAAGAUAUCAAGACAUAAUAUAAAGCGAAUAAAAGAAUAAAAUUGAGAAGAGCAAAUAUUAAGAGCGUUGAAGAGACAAGAUUGCUAAAAAAAAAGUCAAAGGAGAAAUAAAAAGUUUUAAAUAAUUAAAAAGAAACUUCAAAAUAUGGUUAAUGGUUAUUUUAAUAAUUAUUUGAAUAAUAAUAACAAAUAAUAAAAGUAAUUAGAACUAUAUUUAUUAAAUAUAUCCAGAACUGAAACAAAAAAAGUUGUCAAUGAAACUGAAAAAAUAUAAAAUGUUUUUUUAACCAAAUCAAAAAAAAAAAUAAUGAAAUGACCUUAAAAAUAAUUUAAAAAUGGGUGGAAAAAAGGAAAU
This is a messenger RNA of Bactrocera oleae (olive fruit fly), 19051 nucleotides long. The record is from RefSeq and is a predicted model, not a curated record. Lineage: Eukaryota; Metazoa; Arthropoda; Insecta; Diptera; Tephritidae.